Pocillopora damicornis (cauliflower coral) is the source of this 2664-nucleotide messenger RNA. Its product is annotated as WD repeat-containing protein 26. Gene Ontology annotation, biological process: proteasome-mediated ubiquitin-dependent protein catabolic process. NCBI's taxonomy places the organism in Eukaryota, Metazoa, Cnidaria, Anthozoa, Scleractinia, Pocilloporidae. The record is from RefSeq and is a predicted model, not a curated record. Gene Ontology annotation, cellular component: GID complex. Gene Ontology annotation, molecular function: protein binding.
UCAGUUCACAAUAUGAAGGAAAGUUUGUAGUGAGUGAUUAGCUUUGUGUUGCUGUCCAGGUUUGCUGUCGUUUGUUCGCUACUUCUACCUAGAAAUUUGUUCAAAACUGGCUAUCCUCGUGGUCUUCAGCUACCCUGGCCUCGUCUGACGACGAACAGCAAGGUGGACUGUCUCCACCACCGCAAAAAAGGGCGCGCCUUUCAGUGGACCUCGAGUCCGAUAUGCACAAAUCGAAACGGACUUCUAGUGGAAGUGAUGGCGAAACAAGUACCUCUAAUGGUGAAUGUAUAGCCAAUGGAGACAGCAAAGGCCAUCUUAAAAGGAAAAUUGUUCCUAGAAGCGACGAAGAUGUCGUACGGCUAAUAGUCCAGCAUUUGCAAGGCUUGGGCUUGAACAAAUCAGUCGAUGUCCUUAUGCAGGAAUCGGGCUGUAGACUAGAGCACCCAUCAGCGGCUAUGUUCCGUGAGAGUGUAAUGGCCGGUGAUUGGGAAAGGGCGGACGCAAUCUUGAAAGAGCUCAGGCCCUUAGUUGAGAACAAAGAAGACAUCUCGAAAAUGAGGUUUUGCCUGUUGGAGCAGAAGUUCUUAGAAUUCCUCGAAGAAGAGAACCGUAUAGAGGCCGUGUAUUGUUUAAGAACAGAACUAACUCCUUUAAAAUGUAACAGAGAGAGGGUUCAUCAGCUUAGUGGAUUAGUAAUGUAUACAACAAAGGAGGAACUUCAUAAAAAAGCUGAAUGGAAUGGAAAAGGAUACCUCUCAAGACACAAGCUGAUGGAUAGGCUUCAAUCAUUUUUACCAGCAUCUGUGAUGCUUCCACCACAUAGACUUAGAACAUUAUUAAAUCAAGCAGUUGAACUGCAAAAAGAAAAAUGUCCAUAUCAUAAUACAAAACUUGAACUUGGACUGCAUUCAUUUUCUCUACUGAGUGAUCAUCUAUGUUCAAGGAAUGUCCUCCCAUGUGAAACAAAAUACAUAUUAACAGAACACAGUGACGAGGUUUGGUUUCUUAAGUUUUCUCAUGAUGGAACAAAACUUGCUUCUGGAUCAAAAGACGGCACUGUCAUUAUCUGGGAUGUAUCGAAUGGUGAACCCACAAAUCUUAGAGCAUUUGAAGGUCCUUCAUUUGGAGUUGGAGAAUUGGCAUGGAGUCCUGAUGAUACUUAUAUCAUUGCUUGUGGUCCAGAUGACUGCUCUGAACUAUGGAUCUGGAAUACAGAGACAGGAGAACUGAAAUGUCGAAUGACCCAAGCUGCAGAUGAUAGUCUAACUUGCUGUAGCUGGAACCCUGAUGGAAGGAAAUUUUAUGCAGGUGGCAAAAGAGGACAGUUUUAUCAAUGUGUAAGUCGUUUGCCCUUCUGUAUGGAAACUUGCAACUUAGUGUCAAAGCAAUCUUAUUUGUUUGUUUAUAUUCUCAGAGUACAAGAAGACCGUCCAAUUAUGUCAUUUUCUGUAUCUGAUGAUGAUCGACGGGCACUUUUAAACGUAGCUUCACAGGGACUUCAUUUAUGGGAUAUUAGAGAUCGAGUUCUAAUCAGAAAAUACCAAGGUGUGAGGCAAGCCAGGUUCACUAUAUACUCGUGUUUCGGUGGUGCGAAUCAAGAUUUUCUCGCCAGUGGCAGUGAAGAUCACAAGGUGUACAUUUGGCAUUUCAAACGUGAAAAACCAGUUGCAGUACUUAGUGGACACACGCGAACAGUAAAUUGUGUCAGUUGGAACCCCAGGGAUAUCUAUAUGUUGGCUUCAGCCAGUGACGACGGAACCGUACGGUUAUGGGGGCCCAUCACUAGGAAUUCCAAAUCUGGCAGUGGAAGCACGGCUGUGUAACACAAUAGGAAACUUUUGUAUAAAUUUUGACGCGGUAUGCUUGCUGUGGUGUUGAAUUUGUAUUAUACUCUCUUAUUACUCUCUCAUCCAAACCAUUGAGCUCAUCGGCAUUUUGUGCUAUCCUUCUGAAGACUUGAGACAGUUUACUUGAUUCCUAAGAAAGCAGUGAUAAGAGUGGACUUCAUUCUUUGCUUGAACUCGUUUUCUCGCUAAAUUGCAAGUAAAUCUUGUUAUUUUAAAAUGUGUGACAGAUUGCAAAUCAUUUUCUUUUAAUCGUGGUCGUAGAACAGACGAAAUCUUCUUUCCUCUUCUUUGGGUGUGCACCAAUGAGAAAUUUGUUAUAAUGACGCUUAAAGACCUCGAGAGGACCUUCAGUUAACAAACGGGGACUACGAUCAAGAUCCUAUUUAUUUUUGUUGUCUUAACUUUAUUUAUGUUUUUCAUUUGACCGAUUCGUCAGUCGCAUGUAACUUCAGGAACUUGAUGCCGGACAUUCUCACAUAUGUUAUGUUGUUGUUGUUAUUGUUGUUGUUUUUCUCUCUCUCUCUCCUUCUUAACUAAAAACUUAUCUCAAAGCUUCAGUAAAGAAAUGAAAUGAAUUCCCCGAGAUCGUCAAACUGUUUCCGUGUGUUGUCCGCGUGAAAUGUCGAUGAGCUUGAGUAUUUUCUUCUAGGGAAAUAUUUUCACUUUUUAUCCAUACUCAUGCUUUCUAAGCUUUUCUCCUAAUUUUCUCGCUUGUUACUGUCCAUUUUUUAUGCCUUUGAUUAGUGCAAACAAAUUAUAUAUAAUAGGAGUAUUUAAUUUAUGCGGCAAUAGCAAUAAAAUAACGGUUUUGACACGA